This is a messenger RNA of Orycteropus afer afer, 1013 nucleotides long. It is a transcript of the gene EIF3I, whose product is annotated as eukaryotic translation initiation factor 3 subunit I. The record is from RefSeq and is a predicted model, not a curated record. Gene Ontology annotation, molecular function: RNA binding; translation initiation factor activity; protein binding. Gene Ontology annotation, biological process: cytoplasmic translational initiation. Gene Ontology annotation, cellular component: eukaryotic translation initiation factor 3 complex, eIF3m; cytoplasm. Lineage: Eukaryota; Metazoa; Chordata; Mammalia; Tubulidentata; Orycteropodidae.
CGUCACCGCCAGCAUGAAGCCUAUCCUGCUGCAGGGCCAUGAGCGGUCCAUUACGCAGAUCAAGUACAACCGCGAAGGGGACCUCCUCUUCACCGUGGCCAAAGACCCUAUCGUCAAUGUAUGGUACUCUGUGAAUGGGGAGAGAUUGGGCACCUACAUGGGCCACACGGGAGCUGUGUGGUGUGUGGACGCCGACUGGGACACCAAGCAUGUCCUCACAGGCUCAGCUGACAACAGCUGUCGUCUCUGGGAUUGUGAAACAGGGAAGCAGCUGGCCCUACUCAAGACCAACUCAGCUGUCCGGACCUGUGGUUUUGACUUUGGGGGCAACAUCAUUAUGUUCUCCACGGACAAGCAGAUGGGCUACCAGUGCUUUGUGAGCUUCUUCGACCUGCGGGACCCAAGCCAGAUCGACAGCAACGAGCCUUACAUGAAGAUCCCUUGUAGCGACUCCAAGAUCACCAGUGCUGUUUGGGGGCCCCUGGGAGAGUGCAUCAUCGCAGGCCACGAGAGUGGAGAACUCAACCAGUAUAGUGCCAAGUCCGGAGAAGUAUUGGUGAAUGUUAAGGAGCACUCCCGGCAGAUCAAUGACAUCCAGUUGUCCAGGGACAUGACCAUGUUUGUCACCGCAUCCAAGGACAACACAUCCAAGCUCUUUGACUCCACCACCCUCGAACACCAGAAGACUUUCCGAACAGAACGUCCCGUCAACUCAGCUGCCCUUUCUCCCAACUAUGACCACGUGGUGCUAGGUGGUGGACAAGAAGCCAUGGAUGUAACCACAACCUCCACCAGGAUUGGGAAAUUUGAAGCCAGGUUCUUCCACUUAGCCUUUGAAGAAGAAUUUGGAAGAGUCAAGGGUCACUUUGGACCUAUCAAUAGUGUUGCCUUCCAUCCUGAUGGCAAGAGCUAUAGCAGUGGUGGUGAAGAUGGUUAUGUCCGCAUCCACUACUUCGACCCACAGUACUUUGAGUUUGAAUUUGAGGCUUAAGAAGCUGGAUCUCCAUUCAGGC